AUGCGUGAAACAAGUUAUGAGAAGAAGAUGCUUGUUAUAAGGAAGGGCCGGGCCCUCGCUGAGGCAAACGGAAUACCAGCAUUUGUGCGCCUCGAUCUGCUAUCCUUUGACGAGCUGCAGGAGAUAUCGUGGGAACUUGAAGAGAAGGUUUUCACUUCCGGUAGAGCCAUUAGCAAGCCAGCGUAUGUCCGCCAACUUAAGGAUAUCAAGAUCGACGAAUUGAAGGAGUUCACAAAGAAGAUCGAAAACUUGGCUGAAGAUCCAACCUGCGGUGGGCUGGACCACCCGACCAAACUUCUUAUACACAAGGAAGUGCUCCGCAGGAUUGCCUCUUACCAAGAGCAAAUAGAAACCAGCAAGAGAUCGCAUGAGAAGAGAAUCAGGAUCCCAUAUACACAAUCAUUCAACAAGAGGGUUGCGUCGCAGACGGACAGCUUUAUCAGAAGUCCUUCUUGGCCACAUGAUCGAAAGCGUAUCAACAAUACCGAUUUUGCAAUGAAUGAGGCUAUCAAGUGGGGCAGAGAGGCACCUGGAUUCACUUUCGGAAACCCACAGGCUCGAGAACGUGAGCAGCUGCGUCAGCAGAAGCAGCUGUUCAGGGCGAAGAUCAGGGAUAAGAACGGAAAACGUCCGAAAGUCCCGCUUCACGCGCAACUCGGCCCUGUCCCCGAAUCAUUGUGUAUUCUCGAGGUCCAGCCAUCCAUGGGGGUUACUUACAAGCCUGGUACAUAUGACCAUGAGUUCUACAGUGGUUACGGCCCAGAGCAGAAAGCAAAUUCAAUACAAGAGGAACGGGUUCGAAUUUCGCAUCUCGCCAUCGAUGUGAAGCUCAAGUCUCCUUCAACUUUGCGACGAGACGAUACCCGACAACCUUACAAAGCACUCCACGCCUUCAUCUACCACCAGCGCGUCUACAAGAUGUACCUCAUUCGACUACCAAGCUUUGGCCUCAUGCCAUUAACUGUGAAGUGGUCGGAGCUGACAUGGGAGGAGUUGGUCGAUGAGUUCGGCAGGAAGGGUGUUCUGACCGGCGACACCAAGCCCAACCUCAGAACCUUAAAAGAAGGCAUGAUCGGUCUGUACAUGGAAGAGAAGCGGGCGCACGAGUACUGGCUCAGCGAGACCAAGGAGCUCAUCCAGUUCGGACACCCGGAACAUGCUUCUGAGGACUUCCACUUCUUGCAGCGAAUGGUGAAGAACAAGCUGGCUCGCAGCUUGGUGGAUUGCGACAAGACCAUCCUUACUCACGCUCUUGCCAUCGCUGAAUUCCCUACGGGUAGUAGCGGUUUUAUCGAAGGCGAGAUUGACCGGCUGCGUGAGAGGCUUUCGGCAAGAUUGGAGUUCUUGGAGACCGAUGUUGCUUUUUCUCUGGCCGCCGUUGCGCAAACCCGACACGAUAGAGAUGGUCAACGUCGGAGUGAGAUUUCCACACAAGAGCCAACGGCCGUCCCCUUUGAUCGAAGCAAGAAGUCCCACAAGAACGCCGACAUUCCCGAACAGGCACGCAAUCACGAAUCGCUCAGCAGACCACCCCGCGUGUUGGACAAAUGUUGCUUGAAACUGAUUCCUCGUGCCUCGACGAUUGUGAAAACCGAUUGCGUGGCCGUCAUUCUGCACUCUGCCACCUCUGCUUCAGAGUACAGCGAAGGUGCGAGAAGUCAGGCACCAAGUAUCUCAUUUGUGAGACAAACCGUCAUAAGAAGCAGCGGCGGUCUGUUCAGACACCUUCAGCAAGUGCGGCUACAGGAGACCAUUAUAUUCAUAUACCGUGGAAUCAUAUCAAGCUACUAG
This is a messenger RNA of Drepanopeziza brunnea f. sp. 'multigermtubi' MB_m1, 1791 nucleotides long. NCBI's taxonomy places the organism in Eukaryota, Fungi, Ascomycota, Leotiomycetes, Helotiales, Drepanopezizaceae. The record is from RefSeq and is a predicted model, not a curated record.